AUGCACCUUCACAGCAUAUUGGGUUUCCUAGCGUGCCUGCCCCUUACUUUCGCCAGCACGCUCCCGACUGAGUUCUCCGAAGACUUUUCGCGUUCUAUUCAGGUCACGCGCGAGUCUGUCGCCAGCGACAUCAAUGGAAUCGAUACAGCGGUCAAGAAACUGAUUGGGGCCCUCGACCCUUUUGAAGGCGGGUUACUCGAUGUCCCGAACCUUGUCAUCGUUGGCACCAACUUCCUCAACGUUCACGCGGCCAACCGCAAAGCUUUUGUCAAUGCGAAACGCAUUGAAACACAAUUUUCCAAGGAAGAUUCCAAGGCCAUCAUCGAGUUAGUCGAGCAGACUUUGGUGAUCACGAACCCUCGGGCGACGGAGCUUGUCAUCAGAAAGAAGCCUGCCUUUGACCGUCUGCAAUCCGGGGCUUUCGCGAGGUUGGGUUUGGAACUACUGCUGAACGAUCACCUGACACUUAGUGAUGCACUGGUGCGUUGGGUCGAGCCUAGUCUCCGGGACAAGGCCGAUGAGGUGGUCGAGACAAUUACACUUGCGUUGGAGGAUGCCAUAGAGGUCUACUCAUGA
Molecule: messenger RNA, 576 nt
Organism: Verticillium alfalfae VaMs.102
Lineage: Eukaryota; Fungi; Ascomycota; Sordariomycetes; Glomerellales; Plectosphaerellaceae
Exons: 1
Coding region: 1-576 (191 amino acids)
Cellular component (GO): extracellular region
Source: RefSeq, a predicted model, not a curated record